Molecule: messenger RNA, 4013 nt
Organism: Coccinella septempunctata (seven-spotted ladybird)
Lineage: Eukaryota; Metazoa; Arthropoda; Insecta; Coleoptera; Coccinellidae
Gene: dmpd
Product: F-box only protein 28
Exons: 6
Coding region: 263-1807 (514 amino acids)
Biological process (GO): positive regulation of DNA-templated transcription
Cellular component (GO): nucleus
Molecular function (GO): transcription coactivator activity; protein binding
Source: RefSeq, a predicted model, not a curated record
UGCCUCUGCGUUUGCCCCACUGAGCAAAGUCAGGAACAGGAACAAAUAAUGUUUCAAAAUCCUCUAUUCUCCAGAAUAUUGAUAAAUGUUUAAUUCCAAAUUAAACAGUUCUAUAUUAUUUUUAUAGGAAUUUCACUAAAAGUAUUGAUAUUCUGGAUAAAUAGAAGUUUAAGUUUAUACGAUGGUUGCUAACUCAAAAGUUGUUUAGGAACAAGAAAAAAAUCACUGUUCUAGAAAUCGUUGUGGAAAAUAAACCAGAAUAAUGGUUUCUACAAGACAAAUGACAACUGGUGGAGAUGAGUCCACCAGUUUUGGUCCAGCAAGAUACACAAGAUCUGGAAGUGGAAGUGGAGAUGAGUCUUCUGGUCCAAGCACCAGCAGAUACACCAGAAAUAGCAGUACCGCAGCGGUAGCAAGUUCUAGCGGGAGUCAGAGUAGGCCAGUAACUCACUCUCGUAACUUGUUAGAUCUACCACAAGAGAUAUUGGAGAAGAUUUUGAAGCAUCUGAGCUUCAAAAAUAUUUGUCAAGUUAGAUUGGUAUGCCGGAGAUUCGAUGCCGUCUGUGCCCACAUCCUGAACUCUACCUUCCUGCGGUUACAAAAUCAAACGUUGCAGCGAUUUCAGGAGAUCAAGAGCAAAAUGCCAAGAAGAGAGUCUGCACGCAGGACUCAUCACUUGGCAUGCGAAAGCGACAUUAUCGAGACGCUUCACAUGCGCCUCACGCUGAUGCAGAUGUCGUUUGGCAAGCACAUUGAGAGAAAGCACUGCUGCUUUUUUCCGGGGGAGAUCCUGGAUGAAGUUUACCACAUCCUUCACUACAUCAAGGUCACUCCCAAGCUGCACAGGCCUUAUAAAGUGACAGACGAGUUGUUUGACUUAUCCACCAUGGCCAUGGAGUAUUUCAAAGAGAAGAUAGAACCGGAUUUGCCAGAGAUUGCUUAUUUUGGCUCGGAGUUCUUCAACUUUUCCAGUAGUUUUCCAGCUUCUAGUCCGCACCCGCUGGACGCUUCACCGAUGGGACCAGAGCAGUCCAAGGAUAUCAGCCAUAGUUCCCAUGAUGAACUAGAUGUGGAGAGUGAAGUUAAGCCUCAAGCCAACAUGGUGUUGAGAAAGAGAAUCAGGAUAAUUAAGCAAGGCAUGAAGAGAUAUAACAGCCAGUUGUCUCUUCUUCGCCAGGAUCUUAAAGCCUGUAAGAGGAAAACCGCAGAGCAAGAGAAACAGAUUAAUGACCAACAAAAGCAACUGGCCGAACAGCAACAACAGACAUUGGAAUAUGCAGCCCGACUGGAUGAAUAUGACAAGAAAAACGAGGAGGUCUCAAGGAAAUUCAGCACCUUGCUACAAGAGCUGAACAAGUGCAAGACGGAGUUGCAGUACUGGCGUUCUAAGUCUCCUGCAAUACCUCCGUUUUGUACCGGUUGCGGUAAUCCCAUCACUUACCACCAGGAAGAAUUGAAAGCCUUGGUAAACCAAGGGGUUGAUCCACAGGGUCUAGGUUUAGAGCCCUUAUCCGAUAUGGCUGCCAUGAAAGUGGAGGAAUCAUUUGAAUGCAAAUCCGAGAUAGAACCGGAAUUGGAAGAGAUUCUAAAACCAGUGAAAACGAAGACAACAACAGACACCCCUCCACAAUCAGACCAAACUUCGUCUACUGGCAAUUUAGACAGUGCGCUCAGCUCCGGACCCAAAAGGAUGAAAAGGAAACUUAAUGAUUCUGAUGGAUCCAACAACGCCCAAAGCGGUGUGAAGGGCAAGAAGACCAUGAGAAGACGUUCGAAAGUACGUGGAAAAAGAUUGUACAAUUUGUAAGAUUUUCAUUGUAAGAAUGGAAAGUUUGUUGGAGAAUGCUGAAAAUGUACUUCUCUUAAGAUCGCUGAGAUUUUUCAGAUUGAUGUACUUAACAGCUUCGAAGUAUGAUUGAGCCUAUGUUGAAAAUUGGAGGCAAACUCGAUUGGUUUUAUCUGCUGAAUAAUUUUGAUUCGUUAAUUUAUUAUUAUCUUCGAUCUCAUUUGAUUUAAAAAUUUCCACGCGUUGAAAUUCUCGUUCUUUCACAAAGAACUAAGAAAUCAUAGGAUUACAAACUAAUAUCAAUUUUAAUUUAUUGAAAAAAAAGCGCCUACUUAAUCAUAGAAAUUAUGAUAUUAAUAUAAUUUAUCUAUUGGCAAAUUAAUUCUCAAUUGCUUCAAUAUGGAAAUUGUGUUCAGCUCUCUUUCGCGAGUUUUAGAAAAUGAUGAAAAACUCAUUUUGAUAGUCACAUUUCAUUUUUGACUCUUUCAAAUAUUUUUUCUUUUAGUAGUUUUUUAAGGGAAGGAAGAGGGUAUCUUGAUGGAAGAAAAAUUGUUUACUGGUAUCAAAAAUAUAAGUUCUAGUGGUAAAAAAACUACUUACCAUGAUAUGCACCGUUUCAUUGAACAAACCAUCUUUAUUCAUAGGGAUCCUAUGGAAUAAACAUGAUGCAAGAAUGUAUAGCUGUUUAAAUCGUUUCAUUAAAUAAAGAUUAAAUUCUUAAAUCCCAUUCAAGCAUAAAUCUAUGAAAUAAAGAUUCUUCAAGAAUUUAAUCUUUAUUUAAUGAAAUGCAUACAGCCAUUUAUCUUUGUUUAAUGAAACGGUGAAUACGUCGAGUAUUAACAAUAGAGUUACAGAUUUUAACAUCUUUCAACAAGAAUAAAUGAGCAAAAAUAUCAUACAGAAAUUUUUCGAAAAAUUUGAGAAGAUGACUUGUCGCAACUUUUCUGUCAUAGUGACAUUUUACAAAACUCUUCCCAAUUCGCCUAUGCCAGUUGCUUCAAUAUAUGCACUGCAACGCAAUAAUUCAAUUUGAAUCGUCUCCAGAUAUACGAUAAUCAGAGUGAAUGGUGGUAUGAAAAUACUAGGCAAAUUGCUUAAAAUCCCGAUCAAAAUUUCUUUCAUUUAUGGGAGAUUAUUAAAAAUCAGAUAUUUCCAUUCUUAUUUCAAAAAUCCAAACUAUCGUUAUUUUAUAGUAUAGGUUAACGAUUUUCUGUUUGUUUGAGAUUCAUUUUCAUGAACAUAGGGUAAUUUAACAACAACAAACGUAUUGAUAUAUUUAAAAACAAUUUCCUUUAAUUCGGAGGAUUUGCAGAGUGCGUUUCCUGAGGCAUUGUUAUAUUUGCUUUCUGAAUGAAUGAAUCGUGUCUGAUUCAUAAUCGAACUGUAUAUUUUUCAAUUCAUUGACUAAUAUUUAGUUGAGUCUGUAAAGGAGUACUGUAAUAUAAAUUUUAUUGGAAGAUAAAUGAACGAAUUUAUUAAAUUUAUCAUUGUCAGGACUGGUGUGUUAUAAUGAAUAAUUUUGAGAAAAAUUGAAAGUAAUAUGUAACAUAAUUAUUGAAAUUGCUAAUAUUAUAAAUUAAUUUCAGUUUUGUGUUAGGUUCUCAAGUGUUUAAGAUACUAGAAAGGACUGUUACAGUAAAUUUAUUUAAAGAAAAACUACACUGAAACUUCAUUUGCAUUGGAUGUUUGCAAUAUUUAUUUCUGUUUGGCAGAGUUGCUUAUAAUUAUGUGCAAUUUAAUUUUUCUGAUCGAGUGACAAAUAAUUGAGAACCAAUUCACCUAUUGUAUAUAGUUUUGCAAUAUUUUAGUAAUUUAUUUUUGCUGCACUUGAGCAGUUAUUCUUAGUUCUAUUGAAAUUAAAAAAGGCGUUUUUUUUUAUGUGGAGGUUUCUGCCGACAUAUUUUCUCAACUCAAGAUCACAAAAGAUAUAUCAAAUAUGACUAUAUCAUUACUGUAGUAGUUAGCUUAAUAAGUUUUGUUGCAUAGCAAAUAUUGUUUGACUACAAUUUCAUAGCAGAUAGACCUAAUGAAUUUUUGUAUCAAUGGUUUUUAUGAAAUUUUGUUCAAUUUAUUAUAAGAGUGAUCUCUUAUAUUUUCAGUUGGACUAGAUGUGAACACGAAUUAGAUGAUAAAAAUUUGAAAAAUUUAUGAAAAAAAUCUAUUUUCUAAAUUAAUAUGUGUAUUAUUGAAUGUAUCUGACUUAGGUACAAUAAAUAAUUUGUGUGAA